Messenger RNA from Alosa alosa (allis shad), 5222 nucleotides. It is a transcript of the gene chl1a, whose product is annotated as cell adhesion molecule L1-like a. The record is from RefSeq and is a predicted model, not a curated record. NCBI's taxonomy places the organism in Eukaryota, Metazoa, Chordata, Actinopteri, Clupeiformes, Clupeidae. Gene Ontology annotation, biological process: cell-cell adhesion. Gene Ontology annotation, molecular function: protein binding.
CGCGUGUGCGCCUGUUGAAGGUGUGUUUUCCCCCUGGUGCUGAGUAGCCUAUACUCUCCAACUAACGAGCUAUCGAACUUCACCUCAACUUCUUUCAUCCUCUUGUUCUUGUUGGGCUGUUGACGGACUUUUUGAAGGCAAAUGCUGAUGAUAAAACGUGACAGCUCUGAUGUUUGUUAACCUAAGCCAUCAUUGGAGGAGUUAAGAGGCCACAGCAUUGAAGCAAGAUUUGUCCCUCCUGUCACGUCACCCUCAUAUCGUCAGCUCCGUCACAGUGUGGGUGAUGAGGCCGCUGUGGGGUCAUUGCCUGGGCCUCCUCCUGGCCUUGUCGUCCACCGUCUUUGGGCUCCACAUCCCCCUAGAAGUGGAACAGCUGCCAACCAUCACGGCAAAGGCGCCCAGCUUCUUGAUUGCCUUCCCGUUUGAUGAGAGUUUCACUCUGAAGUGCGAAGCCAAAGGCAACCCGCAGCCAGCAUACCGAUGGACAAGAGACGGGCAGCACUUUGACCCACGGCGCGAUCCUCGGCUUCAGACGCACCCGAACUCCGGGACCUUUGUGAUCCCCAACAAUAAACACACCUCUGAAUACCGUGGGAAGUACCGAUGCUACGCGUCCAACGAACUAGGAACUGCCAUAACAGAGGAGACCCAGUUUAUUGUACCCAAUGCCCCGAAGUUCCCCAAAGAGAAGCUGCCGGCUGUGGUGGUUGAAGAGGGCAAGUCCAUUGUCCUGGAGUGCAACCCCCCCGAAGGUAUCCCCCCACGCCAUAUCUACUGGAUGACUAACGGGCUGCAUCAUAUUAACCAGGAUGAGAGGGUGUCCAUGGGUCUGAACGGGAACCUCUACUUCUCCAAUGCCGUAGUGAAGGACAGUCGCCGUGACUACUGCUGCUUUGCCGCCUUCACCACGAUACGCACCAUCGUGCAGAAGACAGCCAUGUCUCUAGUGGUCAAGCCCGUAAAAGGUGAUGCUGAGUUGGAGGAAGGCAAAAGCACAGAACGCGAGCCCAGCCUACUGCUGCCCCCUAGUGACCAGUCAGUGGUGCACCUGGUGAAGGGAGACGAGUUGGAGCUCGAGUGCAUUGCUGAGGGACUACCCACUCCCUUGUAUGAGUGGACCAAACUGCGUGAGAAACUACCUGAGAGGACCAACAUAAAGAAUUUUGGGAAGCUGCUGACCCUGGCUAAAGUGAAGGAAGAGGACGAUGGAGUGUACAAGUGCACAGCAAAGAACAGUCUGGGAGAGAAGUCCCACUUAUUCAGGGUGUCUGUUGAAGAGCCACCUCGCUGCCGAGGGACUCCCCAGGAUCAGCUGGUCACCAUCGGGUCGGACGUGCAGAUCAAGUGUGCCACCGCUGGCAGACCCAGGCCCACUGUCACCUGGAGGAUCAAUGGACAGCUCAUUGGAGAUAUGACCGUGCCUAACGGGCGAGUGUUUGAUGACACUAUUAUGCUGCACCAGGUCCAGCGCAGCGACACUGCUGUCUACCAAUGUCAGGCCUCCAACCGCCACGGCUCCAUCAUGGCCAACGUCAACCUCAUGGUGCUCAACAUCCGUCCUUUGAUCCUGACGAAAGACUACCUGGAGUACUCAGCAGUGCAGGGCAAACACGUGGUCUUGUACUGCAAGGUCUUCAGCUCGCCACCAGCUCAUAUUAUCUGGACCUCAGGUGAGACCGGAGCUAUUGUGGAAGGCGGACGAUUCUCUGUGCUUGCGGACGACGGCUCUCUGUUGAUCAAGAGCGUGGAGGGAGGCGACUCGGGACAGUACACCUGCCAGGCCUCCAACUCAGAGGGAGUGACAGACAUCACGGCCAAGCUGGAGAUAAAAGAUCCGACUCGGAUUGUUGAGCCCCCACAGGACUUGAAGAUUCUGCGUGGCACGAUGGCCCAAUUUAUUUGCCAAGCGGACUAUGACAGGAGCCUCCGGAGGGAGCUUGAGAUCCUUUGGGCGCGAGAUGGCGAGGAGACAUACCUCAAUUCCACAGAAGACGUGCGGUUUUCUGUAGACGACGGGAUUCUGCAGAUCUCCAACGUGAGUCACAGUGAUGAGGGCUUGUACUUAUGCAUCGCCAGGACGACCUUGGACCAGGACAGAGCCACUGCAUAUCUCACAGUACUGGAUGUCCCUGAGGCGCCCAAGAACCUGGUGCUUGCAGAGAAAAGAGGGCGCAGUGUCAGGCUAAAAUGGACACCUGGCAAAGAACACAACAGUCCCAUCACUGAAUUCGUCAUUGAGUACGAGGAGAACCAGUGGGACCCCGGGAGGUGGCGUGAGCUGGAGAGAGUACCGGGCAACCACGUGUCUGCAAUGCUGAUGCUGCAGGGCCACAUCAACUACCAGUUCCGCGUCUCUGCCAUCAACGACCUGGGCCAAGGGCCGGCCAGCAGACCCACGGAGAGAUACAAAACCCAGGCCACAGAGCCAGACAGGAAUCCAGAAAACAUCAAAAUUGAGGGUCACCUGCCAAAUCAGAUGGACAUCACUUGGGAGCCACUGCUGCCGGUGGAGCACAACGGCCCCGGGCUGGAGUACAAGGUGAGCUACCGGCGGUUGGGUGUGGACGACCGCUGGACAGAGCAGAUGGUCAAGAGGCACUUGUUUGUGGUGAAGAACACGCCCACGUUUGUGCCCUAUGAGAUCAAGAUCCAAGCCCACAACCAGGAAGGUUGGGGGCCAGAGCCCAAGGUGGUGACUGGCUACUCGGGAGAGGACGUACCACUGGCGUCUCCUGAGGAUGUGUCUGUAGAGAUGGUGAAUACCACUCUGCUGCGGGUGCGCUGGAGCCUAGUCCCUGCCAACAUGCUGCGUGGGCACCUGGGGGGGUACAACGUGAACUGGUGGAGGAUGCGGAGCCUGCUGGCCUCCUCUAAAGCUGCGGGGGAGAAACAGUCCAUGCGUGUUUUUGGGAAUCGCACACACACCCUGGUCCCCGGACUGAGGCCCUACUCAGAGUAUCGUCUGAGUGUCAACGUGUUCAACAAGAAAGGCAAUGGGCCGAGCAGUCUUCCAGUGACAUUCACAACUCCACAAGAAGUCCCAGAGAAAAUGUCACUCUUAAGAGCAACGAACCCCCAGAGAACCUCCAUCACACUGGUGUGGGCCCCGCCUAUGGAGACCAAUGGCAUCCUGACAGGCUACAGGUUGCAGUACCAGCAGAUGAACGACACACAGCACCUGGGCCCCCUGCACUCCAUGAACAUCAGCCAGCCCGACGUCACCCACUGGGUCCUUGAUGGCCUGGACCGCUUCAGCGCUUACAAGUUCUACCUGAGCGCCUGCACACAGGUGGGCUGUGGCCCGGCCAUCAGCGAGGAGAGCAGCACUGCCGCCGAAGCCCCUGACUUGAACCCGACCGCUGAGGAUUUCACACCAACGGCCUUUGUGACCCCCACAGAGAUCAAUGUCGCUUCAACUACCACCACAGACUCUACUGUGAAAAGCAUCACACCAGUAGCAGCUGGCAUCCCCACAGGGAUGACGUUGUUGAAUGUGAGCUACUUUGUAAGUGACACGUAUGCAAAAAUCAGCUGGACUGUGCCGGGAGAGCAGAAGGACUCCGAGCUUUAUGUUGCGUAUAUGAAUCACCGUGAGGGCACCUGGAGGACCCCAGAGGCGGUGAGCGCAUCUAAGGCUUUCCACCUCAUUGACGGCCUGGCUCCCGGGAGCGUGUACACGGUGCGCGUCCUGGCCAGCCGCCGCCUCGAUAGCGCCGUAAUUUUCGAGGACGUUAUCCACACCAGCGAGAAAGAUGCCGACCGGCAGGACGCGGGGGUCUCCUCCAGAGGCUGGUUUGUGGGCCUCAUGUGUGUUCUGCCUCUGGCCACCCUGGCUGCACUGAUCGGCUGCUUCGUGUCCAAGAACCGCGGAGGGAAGUAUGCAGUUAAGGAGAAAGAAGACCUUCCUGCAGAUGAGGAGUCCAAGGGCCCAGACGAGGGGACCUUCUGUGAAUACAGUGACAACGAGGAGAAGCCCUUGAAGGGAAGCCUGCAUUCGAUAGACGGGGGCAGCGAGGUGGCGACGGGGGAAGACGACAGCGAUGAGAGCGUAGAAUACGAUGACGAGGAGGACCAGUUCAACGAGGACGGCUCGUUUAUCGGGGAGUACUCAGGACGCAGGCGCAGGGGCUCCGCGGAGGCGAAUGGACCCUCUUCCUCCGUUGCGUGAGCCCCCGCUGGAGUGGCCCCGCUUUCUUAUGCAGACUCUGACAGAAAUCUUUUUUUUUUUGUUGAGUGUGUGUUGUCAUUUUGUUUUGGAACUCCUUCAAAAGAUAAAGUCUUCCAACAACCUUGAAGCUGGUGAAUGGGUUCAGCAUAUUUGUGGAAUUCCUGUGUGUGUAUGACAGGCUGUCAUCCUGUUUUUUGUCGUUAAUCACAUGAUGUCAUUACACAUAUUUAGUUUUUAUUUAUUUCUAAUUGUUAUUGUCAUAGGAAUUAUAUGAACAAAAUGUUUGUUAACAGCCUGAUUUGUAAACAUAGGAGAACUGCAGGAGGACAACAAUACAAAUCGGAGUUCCCACACAGAUGAAGUCCUCUGAUGAAAUAAGGCCAUUUGGUUAUCCAGGCUAUAGAACAAGAAGAACUUGAAGAACUCAAUAAAAUUAUUACGCUGGGUUAAACUUUAAAAUGUCUUUUCAGUGGAAGUAAUAUUUCAGUAAAAUGCCUACAUAUCUCGGUCUAUUUUUGGCCUAACCACCCGAUUUCAACUGUGCGUGUUGUUUCUGUUACCCAUCAUAUAUAUUUGAUUGUUAGUUGGUCUCUGUUGUGGAUCAUAAGGCCAGUUUGUUUUGACACCUGAACGAGCUUCCUCAGUAGCACUUGUUUGUACAUACUGUAUAUAAGAAAAGUUUUAUGCAUUUUUAUUAUCGGACGUUUAUGCUCCUUUGAAAUGUUUUCAGAUCUUUUUGUAAUAAGGACUCAGGAUAAUUUUGCAGUUAGAAUGUUACACAGAGUAUUUCCUAGUAUGCCAUGAAAAAUGCAAUGUUUGUGUGCAACAUUAUAAGACAAUUGGUUAAAAAUGUUUGGCAAUGGCAGAAAAGAGCUUUUUGCUGAUGUUUAUAGUGUAUGAAAAUUUGCUAAAUGGAAGCUGGAAUGGAAUUAUUGUUAUGUUGCAGGAUCAACAUGGUAUAUGACAGAAUAGUGGUUAUCUGAUUUGUUUUGAGGACAUUAAUCUAAUAUACAUGAGUGGGGCACCGUGCACCCAUGUCUUUCUCUUUUUUUUU